Pocillopora meandrina is the source of this 6327-nucleotide messenger RNA. Lineage: Eukaryota; Metazoa; Cnidaria; Anthozoa; Scleractinia; Pocilloporidae. The record is from the annotation of a GenBank genome assembly.
AUGGCGGACGGAAAACCAUGGUUCUACACGAUACGAAAACACAGAAAGAAAUCAAUUGCUGCUGCCCUGUUUGCAGGAUGGUUGAUGAGUUACGGAGCUAAUAAGUACAGGCAAGAUUUUAUCGGCUUAAAAUUAAGAUAGAACAGAAUCAAUUUCUUUGUACAUGUGUCAUUUAAUUGGAGAUCGUGAAAUCCUUGGCCUGCGCAAAAACGAAGGAUUUUCCAGAUAUUUUGCAGGAUUCUUUAUGUCCUUUGUUAUUUUACUGUUGUUUUGUUGCUUGGACUUUGGCAUGUUUGAAAUUCGACAAACAAUGGGCCCUUUAGAAUGAUAUGCAUCUUAUUUCUCCUUACGAUAUCUUUUUUGAAUAAGGGAAAUUAUCACCAUCUGAAGAAGCUCUUGAUUGUUGAAUAAAUUCUCUUUGUGAGCACCACAGGAAAUGUAAAGACAGUAUGGAGAAUAUGGAUACUGAUGUUAGGGUGUGAAAGGUUAAUGCUGUAAGACAGACACUUCUCAGUAUUGAGAGUAACUAUGAAGAUCAAGCACCUGAGUAUUACUAUUUUUGGAGAGGAAAGAGAGCUAAUUUUUUAAACUUAAUUUUCUUUUGGCAGAGAGUACAUGAUAAGAAGAGAACUAUGCCAUGAAGCAAAAGUAAGUAAUGUCUUCAGAUUUUGUUCGUUGAUGAAAAUUGGAGGACAUUGGUUUUCCAGACCCUCUUAAGACUGUCUGUAUCACAGGGUGGAAAAAUGACAAAAUCAACUUUCAAUAAUCAUUAAAUAUUGUAAGAAAUUGUUUGAUUAUGUCUUCAGAGUUUUUUUUGUUGAUGAAAAUGGGAGAGCAUUGAUUGGUUUUCCAAACCCUUUAGAGGCUCUCUGUAUCUUAGGGGUGGGAAAAUAACAAAAUAAAUUGUCAAAAUUCAUUUAGUCUCAGUAAAAAUUGUUUAAUGGGUAUAUCAAUGGUUUUCAGAUAUUUCUUUUUAGUAAUUGCCCAUGUUGGGUAGCACUAUGAUAGCAAAUUAUCAUGGAUCCAAGUUAUAUCACCCUCUCACCAGGAAGUCAUUAUUUUCAAGAAAACUAUUCACUGGAAAAUGUUAUCAACUUGUUGUGUUUUCUUCUUUUUCAACAGGCUUUUGGUGACAAAACAUUGCCAUCAUUAAGAAAACCCAGAAGAUUGACCUUGGUUUUCAAUCCAGCAUCUGGCAGGUAUUAGCCUGCAGUGCAGGUGUCUUAUUAACAAAAGUUAACAUUAAGAAGUGAGGAAUUGUUCAUUCAAUCAGCCAUGUUUGAUUUUGAAUCAGAGUCAACAGUGGGGGAGGGGCACACCCCCUUUCACUGUCAUUAAAAUCAAAGAUGGUGGCCAUAAUCCUCGCUUAAUAAACACUGAGCACUGGCUUGUCAAAAUUACCCCUGCUCUGCAGGCUAGGGAGGUAUUUCGUUGCACAUCUUAAGUGUACACAAUAAAGUAGCAUGAGGUAACAGGUGCUAGGCUUCAUUUCUAUAAGAAAUACAUAGAGAUACUUAUAUCAUUUAUUUGGAAGGGUCAUGUUGAAAAAGGCAGCACCAGAUUGUUAUGGACCUUUACAAUGAUGAUACUAACUAGCGAUAAAAGCUUGCUAAAAAAUUGUUAAGAAAAAUACUGGGACAUAAAAUUUGAGUUUACAUGCAAUUGAAAUAUUGAUUUAAAUAAAUACAAAGUUGUCGAUGUCUUUGUUCAAAUUGGUACAAGUUUCUUUGGAGAUACUAAUUUGAUUGGCUUCUUUUCCUCUUUUCAAAGCUUUAUUGAACUAAUCUUUACUCACCAAAUUUUGAGUAUUACUAUUUUAAAGGUCAUUCCAAGCAAUAGAAUUUCUAAAAAAAUCAAGAUUGUCUACAUAAUUCAAUAUUUGUUUGUCUCAUGUUCAGUAAGUUACCUCUCCUACUAGAUUUACAUGUUUCAAAAUGAGAAAUCAAAAUUGUUGCCUGUAAAGUAUAAUGAUGUAACAUAUUAGUUUAUGCAAGCUAUCUGGAAAAGAUACGUUGAUUGUACAUAUCAAUGUGCUUUGUCUUCUAACGCUACACAUUCCAAUAGAAUAUGACUGUUUCCCUUUAGCGGUAGUGCAGAGACUUUGUUGAAGAAAAAUGCAGAACCAAUUCUUCAUAUAGCAGGGCUUGAUGUUACCAUUGUCAAGGUAAUUGAUUUCUCACUCAUUUUAACCUCUUACACCUUACAAAACAAAAAAUUAGUUUGCAUAUUCUCCAUACUGUUCCUUACACAUUCUCUUAGAUGCUGACAAGGAGAAUUUGUUUACCUGCAGUAGUAACAAAGUGUAUUCAUUUGUACAAUUAUAAGAUUCUGAUCCUUAAGAAAGAGGUCGAUUUUUAUACUAUUCAUGGUUUUUGUUCUCAGACAGAUUACGAAGGACAAAUUAAAACCCUGAUGCAGUACAUUGAUCCAAAAACAGAUGGUAUUAUUGUUGCUGGAGGAGAUGGCACACUACUUGAGGUCAGCUAAUCAACUUACUGAUACCUUUUUUAUUCUACCAACAUAAAACAUUGGAUACCCAGUGUACAGAGACACAGGGAGACUAGGUGACCUAACAGUUGGUGUUCUGGACUCCAAGUCGAGAGGUCCAGGUUUGGAUGGGCCACUUUGCUUGAGUGUAGAUGUAAUCUACUGAACAAAAGCAGAAGAAUGCCUAAUCACAGGUUACUUUUGAGAAAGAUAUAUUUAUUAGAAAAAGAGGUUUUAAUGAGAAUGUAACAUACAUCAUUCAAUGAAAAAUUGUUUCUGCCCAACAAUUUCUUGCUUGUUUAUUUCUCAAGGUUGUGACUGGACUGCUCAGAAGAAGUGAUCAGGUUGGUUGUUGUCAAACAGUGGAAUAUAAAUCAUGAUAUUUCAAUUUUUAUGUUGGUAAAACUUUAAAUUGUACUCAUUUAUAGGUGUGUUAUUUCUAGGAAGAAAUUUCCAAGAUUCCUAUCGGAGUGAUUCCUCUUGGAGCACAUAAUUCUCUCUGUAACAGGAUAUUUGCAAACAAAGAUGCUACAGAAGCCAGGUAAGGAACUGUUAGCAGUUACACCCAAUUUGUGUGCAGUUAUUGUUGUUGUUAUUGUUGUUGUUGUCCUGUGCUUGUUAUUAUAUUAAUUAUAUUUGAGCAUGAAACAUUCAACCCUUUGAAAACUCAUAAGAUUCCAUUCAUAACUCUCUUCUCUAGGUACUGUGUUUUUUUUAAAUUUAGCAAGGAGAAUUUGAUGUACAAUCAAAUUUAUGAUGGUGUGAGUGAUAAGUUUUCCAACAGGGUUUGUAAAAUUCUUGAAUUUUAUUUUGAUAUUAAGGUUAAAUUUGGAGUCAUGGAGAAAAUUGAUCUGAGUCCUGGAAAAGUCCUUGAAGUUUGUUUCUGAAAUAGGGUACAAACCAUGUGUCUAUACUUGUUAACUUUUGGUAUGAUAGCCUGUUCCAGACAUCCAGAAUGUAAAUGAGGCACAAUUAGUAAUAAUAAAUAUUGCAAUAGUGGCAGAGGAGCAAAAAUUUAACAGAGGUUUUGGUCUGGUUGUGUAGUGGACCUGAGCUAAACCUAUCAUGCUUUUUCACUCCACUACUUCUAUUGUGCUGUUUUCUAUUUUGCUCUGUUUUACCAACUGAUUGCUUGGAAUGGGCUUUUACCAAGACAAUUUAUUUAUAUUGAACAUUAAAAAUUCCAUUUUUUUACAGGAGGAUUGGAAAUGCGACAUUGGCGAUUGUGAAGGGAUACAUUAAACCAGUAGAUGUCAUGGAAAUUAAGGUUGAGUUAUGAUAAAAAUUUUGUAUAUUCUUGUUGACAUUAUCGAAAAGUGAUUAUUAUAACAAUACUGUUGUGUUUGUGCUCCUGUUAAGGGUGAUGAAGGUCGUUGCACAUUUGCUAUGUCCAAGCUUCAUUGGGGUGCUUUUAGAGAUGCCAAUGAAAAGGAAGAUAAGUGAGUUGUUUCAGGAUAUUCAUGACAGUUUCUUUUGAGUAUGUUUUUCUGUUAUUGUAUACUUGAGUGUUGGUGCCUUUCACGGCAUUUAUGAAUAACAAAAAUUGACUUUAUUCCUUGUUUGAUAAGGAUGGGUAUCUGUGAUCAGGUGUUCUUUGGGCAGGACAUGAAAUAAUAGCAAUGCUAUGCAAAUGCAAUGCUCCUAUGCUCCUAUACUAUGCUCCUGCCCAAAAAAAAGGGCCAAAUUACAGGUGUUAUAAAGCAGUUUUUUUUAUGUGUGAUCAGUCUCUUUUCAAUUAUUUGAGGAAGAUUUUGGAUCGUGGGCCCAUUCAGAAGAAAACUUUCCUAUCUUGUGGCAGCUGUGAAGGUAUGUUCAGUCUGUUUCUCCCCAUUUUUCUAACGUUUGCUUCUAACUGAGACAGGAGAGUAAUUUUUUUUGCCUUAACCAUGUAACUUACAAAGGAGAUUAACUUGUAACUUCUGCAAAUUUCAAAAUGAAAUUCUCCAGCACACAUGUGGUUUUUUCUUGAUGUAACAAUUAAAUCCCUUUAACCCUCUAAGUCCCAAGAUCUGAUGGCUUGCACCAUCACUGCUCCCCCCAAACUUAGGAAUUUGAGGGUGAGAAUUUCAUUUUAUGUGUUUUUUAAAGUUUCUUUUUUUCAUGCAGGACUGGCCCCCUUUCAUUGAUACAAUACUAUCAUACCCAACAACGUCAACAGAGGUUUCAUCAGACUCACAGCAAGGGGUUAUGCCCCAUGGUUUUGCAACUGCCAAUGGUGAGAGCCUCAACCAGGCACCACAAAGGUGUCUUGAUGAUGAAAAAAGCUGUGACACCAUCAGUGAUGGAUGGAUUACCAGUCCCAUCCAAACAUUUGGCUUGUCUGUGGAGCCAUUCAGGACAGAAGAUUACUUGGUAGGCGACAUUCUUGGAAUACCUUGAUGAUAUUAUACUCAAGAGGAAAAUGCAAACCAUUACCUAAGUCUGUUAGUAUUGUUAAGUUGUGUGAGCUAUAAUUAUAAUAUUAACAUUUUCAUUUGUGGGUCAAUUUUGCAGAAAACCGAUGGUUUCCUCAGAGUAGAUGUCUGGCCAUCAGAUCUCAGUAAGACUGAGUUUAUUCAGAGUGGGUAGGUUAUAUAAUAAAAUUUUAAUGUUUUGAACCCUUUAUAACUCCCAGAAGUGAUUAACAUGUAAUUUCUCCCUAUAAUAUCCAUGUUAUCUGGAAAACAGGUUACGUGAAUGCUCAAACUUAUUGGGUAGAAGUUGUUAUCUUGAUUGAACACCAAACUCUUUUAACUGAUUUACAAGGAAAAGUGUACUCGAUGGAGGGGAGAAUUAACAUUCAGAUCUUGGGAGUUAAAGGGUUAACAGCUCAAUGUGUAACCAAGUCUCAGUUGGUUUUAGCUUGGGAUCUGAUUGGUGAAAAGAGUGGGAUAAGUUUUUCCAACAAAUCACACAGAGAACUCAAUGAAUUUAAAUUGACCAUCCUAGAAUUCCUCAGACACUCAACAUAAAAUUGCUACAAAAAAAUUAAUUGGUUACCAGGUAUAAAAAUCACACACCAUUUGAUUAAAUUGAGUAUCGAGAGAUUGUCUCUUGACCAGGACAUUUUUUCUUUCAAUCUGAUAGGUGGAAGAUGGAAAAAGAGGAAAAACAACACAAGUUCCAGAUGGCUGAGUCACCAAGUAAUAGUCUAUGUGAAGUUAUCAGUAAUUAAUACAUUUACCAUGUAAUGAUGAAAAUGAUUAGCUAUUUAAUACAUAAAGAAUAAAAUAAAUGGUUUCACUUAGAUGUGGCGUUCUCUUUGAGUUUAAAACUCAAUAUCUCCUGAGUGGCAGGAAAGGCAAGUGAUGUGUCAGCAGCUGAUUGGUGAUAUCAAACACACUGGAAAAAAUAUCAUAAUUUUCAUGUGUGCUGUUACAGCUUUUCUCAGGGCUGGAAAUCCUUAUAAAACACUGCAGUUUAUAUUAGAUAUAUUGUUAUGUUACUUCUGAUCUCAAAAAUUUUCUAUUUCAGGAUGCAAAUCCCUGAAGUUAAAACAGCUAAAACUGGAGCCAAAGGAUGAAAAGGUACAUAUAGUUUCACUUUCAGAUGGUGUUGACCACUUGUCUGUGAAAUAAUCCAUUGACCGGGCAACUCUUUUGGCUGACGUGAGCUAUCUAAUGUUUCCUUCAUUAUUCGUAGCUGUCAUGGUUUUCAAUUGAUGGGGAGCCAUUUGAAGCAAGAGCAAUAACAAUAACACUUCUUCCAAACAAGCUUCAAGUCUUCUUCAAUCCACACAAAAUUCUUGAAAGUUGAGCUGUUGUGUUCGUAACAGAUGUGUUUAGUGAAGAAGACAUUAGAUCACUGAAUGGUCAAGACUGAAUGCUUUCCUGUUGUCAAAUUUUAUUGUUAAUAAAUAAA